Messenger RNA from Onthophagus taurus, 3054 nucleotides. It is a transcript of the gene Schip1, whose product is annotated as Schwannomin interacting protein 1. Gene Ontology annotation, biological process: positive regulation of hippo signaling. NCBI's taxonomy places the organism in Eukaryota, Metazoa, Arthropoda, Insecta, Coleoptera, Scarabaeidae. Gene Ontology annotation, cellular component: plasma membrane; cell junction. The record is from RefSeq and is a predicted model, not a curated record.
UGUAAAACGCAACCGCUCCUGCGUUAUCCUGCACCUAUACAGGUGGAUUCGUCGCAGGACAACAGUUCGAAACAGGACGUCCCGACGCCCGGACGUCACCCUUUAAAUUUAUUACGGUAACAUUUAGUUUAGUUGCGCGAAUUAUGGAUAUCAACAUGGAAAUCGAAUUCAAAUAUGCGUCUAAAAAACGUGGACGGUCCGCUAUCCGUCCACAAUGGUAACUCGGCGUUAUUAAAUUCACCAAAACGUAUCAACACCGUUCAAAAUAGUAAUGUUUCGACAACAUUAACAACAAUAACAAGCGGACAAUACAACGCGAACGUAAAUUCGAAUGUAAAUCAGUAUAUAGUGAACGAUAAUUCGAAUGUGCUCAUUACUAAUACCAAGGGGGAUACAAAUCUCCUUAACAACAUCGGUAUCAACGAAGAUACAAGAGUGCAAUGGUGCAACGCUGCACAUGCUCAAAUCCGGACCGAGAUCGCGAACAACGUGAACGACAACCGGAAACGACAACAUCAACUGUUCAAUAUCAACAACACGCUGGCUGUCUCAUUGGAAAAUACGAGGAGAGCUACGGCCUCUUCAAUCUGUUCAGAAUCUUCACCAGAUGAUAGCCUUUUAGACUAUGAAGAUGCACAUCAAAGCUGCUCAUCUGUAGACACUUCCCCGCAAGAAGAAGACAGAGGUUUUGAUGUAUCCGACUCUGAAUCGAUAUCGGACGAUAUUAAUUUGAGUCAAAACGAAACAAACUUUCAGCGUAGGGGAAUCGUAAAUCCGAAUUAUCCCGGAUUUCAACAUUUAGCGCAUACUUUAGAGUACGGAAUAAAAGCUUCAUCUGACACUGAUUUAACGGACGACGAUUUCGAUUGUGAGGCAGAAUCAAAAUACGUUGUAGAUUCUAAUAACGCUAAUAAUAACAACAACAACAAUAAUAAUAACGAUGAAGAAGAAACGGAAUAUCAUGGGGAUAAAAUUGAUAGUGUAAACCGAUUGGAUAGUGUUGAAAAUAUCCAAAAAGUUUUUUAUGACAAAACGGUUUUGAACAUUCCCUUAGAAUCCCAAUCAGGUGAACCAAGCACUUCAAACUCAAAUCAAAUCAGUGAUGACGACGAUAACUCCCCAAAAAUAGAAAUUAAGGAGGAAGAAAAAGUUUAUAAUAAAGAUAAUGGAAUUAUCGGUGAUUUAGAGAAAGAAAUCGUUCAAGAACUUGAUCGUAUCGGAAUCGGUCCAGAUUCGCCAAUUGAAAGAGUUGUAAAAGAAGAGCUUGAAGAAGCCGUCGAAAGAUUAUCUUUAGCUAAAGAUUUAGAACCAACAGCUUCAAAAUAUAAUUACGAACCAAACGUGGAAGAACCGUUUAAUAAGGAACCACCAAAAAUGUUAACCGUACUCCCAAAUAAUUUCGAACAUAACCUAACAAUCAAAGAUAUAAAAAUUCUUCAAGAAGAUAAUUUUAAAAUGAAACUUUCAGACGCAUUCCUAUCCGAAGUACAAGAUCUAAUACCACCCGUGGAUCAAGAGAUGUUCGCCGACACGAAUUUGAACGAGGAAAAAGACGUUAUGGAGGUCGACCUCGACAAGUCUAAAAUGUUUAAUAACGACCUCGUGAAAGGAGACGCGAUUUGGGAAAAUGAGGAACGUGCUUUGCGUGGAAAGCACCAGAAAUUUUCAUUAAAUCAAAACGAAGAACUAGAAAAGUUUUGUAAAGAAGACAAAACGAAAGAUGAACCGGAAAAAGACGAAGACAGCGCCAUUCCGCGUAAAAAGGAGAAAGUGGAAGUUACCUUCCGGAAGAAAAGAGACUACAACCAACAGAUUGGGAGUCUUAUCACUAUUCCCAGGAGGGAGUUGGGCUGCAGCAGGGGGCGCGAAAAUUUAAACAGGAGAUCCGUUCCCCUGGCCAGGGAAAAGAAAAGAACCAACCCAGAGCUUUUAGGGAGCUUCGACGUGUACAAUAUCGAAACGGCGAUGCCGAAAAUUGAUUUAGAAGCAAUCGAGCUGCACCUGAGGGCUGCCAGGGAAGAGGAAAGAAGGAGAAGAACUGAUCGAGAGGAGAUUCGUCGAAGGCUCGCAAUGGGAUCGGAAGAUGAGUAUUAUAAUGAUAGGCCGGGAAGAAAACCCAGCUUACAAUCUCGUUUACAAAGUGGUAUGAACCUUCAAAUUUGUUUUAUGAACGAUACUAUGUCAGAUACAGAGAGUCCAAGUUCUGAUUCUGAGUGUACGAUGACGAAUCCUAAACAACAAAAAUCAAAAACAAUUAUUAAUGCGAAUCAAAACGUUGAUGAGGAGAAAAUUCCACCUCCAAUAAGACCAGCAACUCUUUCAAUUGGUCAACCUUUACUUCAACCCAUCACCCAACCUAUGACAGAAACUGAUUUUUUUGCUCGACAGGCUCGGUUACAAACUGAGGCUAGAAUGGCUUUGGCUCAAGCUAAAGAAAUGGCUCGAAUGCAAAUGGAGAUUGAGAGGCAAAAACAAAAAAAGAGUCCCAUAACGGAAAUGGUUCGUCAUAGUUUAGAAAAGGUUGGAAUUCCAUUUCCAGAAGAUCGAAGAAGAUUGUCGAGACAAAUUUUAACCGAAAUGAACGUGGCUCAAUUACAAGUAAUCGUAAACGAUUUACAUACUCAAAUUGAGACCCUGAACGAAAACUUGGUUAAGUUUUUAAUGGAAAGAGAUGAUUUGCACAUGGAACAAGAUUCCAUGUUGGUUGAUAUUGAGGAUUUAACCAGAUAUUUGGGUGCUAAAGAGCAAUCAUUAAAAGAUCAAAACCAAUCAACAAUACAAAAUAAUAAUAUCCCACCUCCAUCGCCGGCUCCAUCUUCUCCAUUAGCGGCUUUAAAUAGUAGCAUGAAACCACAUCUACAUAGGAUAGCUAGUUUAGUAAAAAAAUAAAUAAUUCCAAAAAAAAUCAUUAAUCAAUUAACAUUAAUGUUGAAUGUAUAUAAUUAUUAUAUUUGUUUCGUUAUAAGUUUUUGAUACUCUUCGUUAUUUAUUUCAUUUCAUUUCAUCUACUUUUAAUGUUAAUUUAAAAAAGAAAACAAUAUGUCAUUAUUCAUA